Messenger RNA from Oryzias melastigma (Indian medaka), 920 nucleotides. RefSeq names its product small integral membrane protein 26. The record is from RefSeq and is a predicted model, not a curated record. The transcript is spliced from 2 exons. NCBI's taxonomy places the organism in Eukaryota, Metazoa, Chordata, Actinopteri, Beloniformes, Adrianichthyidae. Gene Ontology annotation, cellular component: mitochondrion. Bases 144 to 437 code for a protein of 97 amino acids.
GAAGUUCUUUUUGCUAUCACGGUAGUACUUCCUGUCCUUGAGCCGCAGCGGUUUCCCGAGUCUUUUAGCAAGGAAAAUAAAACUGUGACUUUUAGCAGAAUAAAUGUGCGUCUGUUGAGUUUUAUCCGCUUAUUGGAGGCGCAAUGACGUUCAAAGACUUCGCGAAGUGGAAUACCAAAGUGUCCGCAGUGUACGCACUCGGAAUCUGGACCAUGAUCAGCUCCUUCGCCUACUUCAAAUACACGGGACGGUACGACGACACAACGGAGCAAAAGAAGGAGGAGGUUGUGGAGGAGCCUGCAGAUCCAAACACCCACGUCUAUGUCACAGCUCACACCAGAACCACCAUUACCUAUAAGAAGGACUUUGUUCCGUUCACCACUCGGCUCUACAACUUCUAUAAGUCCUUCAGUGAACCCGGAGCGGCAGACAAGUAGCUCUUGAAUGUGGCACGAUCUAAUCUUGGCUCAGAGACACUUUUUGUGUUCAGAUGUUUUUUUGCUGACAUCAUGGAAGGCUGCAUGAAUAGGAGUUUUUAUCCGUCUGACUCUUUAUUCCAAUGUAAGGAUGCCAAACACAAAAUACUGUAAGAACGAGCCUUGCUUCAAACACAAUUAUGAUAUUUUAUUUAUUUCACAGCAAGUUUGUUUUAUUUUUGACUCAAACUUUCUGCAAAAUAAAAAUUAAAACUUUGGAUAUUCAUGUUUUCCUUUUAACAAAUAGGUACUCAUUGUAAGCAGUAGACAAAGCUAAGCAAAUGAAAACAAUGAGUUUAGAUUUUUUUUUGUGUUUUAUCAAGUCCAAAGAGAGAAGUAAUGAAGAUGUUGCUGAACCAGUAGAGAUGCUUCAUUUAUUCUGUUGCAGCCUCAAAAACAACAAAAAGAUGUAACAGAGGUGGAAAAAUGUAAAAAAAAAAAAAA